AUGGGUUCAAUUUACCUAAUGCUUUUGCUCCUCAUCGGAGCAACAACGGCCGACUACGCUACUCCGGCGAACACUUUAACCGCUGGCGGCAUUGGCGGUGAAAUCCCGCCGCCGUUUGCCGGUCAUCACGGCCGGGAGCAACCGGCCCCCGGCCACCGAUGGCCGUUCCCGAAGCCGAACUGGCACUGGCCACGGAGAAGAUCACCGCCACCACCAACACCGCUCCACCACGGCGGCGGCGGCUCCGAAACUCCACCGCCUCCACCACGCGGCCGCUUCCAUUUCCCGAGACCCCACGUGCCGUGGCGGCCAUGGUGGAGAAGAUCACCACCACCGUCCCCGUUGCACCACGGCUCCGCCUCUACGCCGCCACCUCCGCUGCCGGUGCACAACGGCGGAUCUCUGCCUCCACCGCCGCCCCGCCACUCGUGGUUGCCGAAGCCGAAGACUCCGUUGCCAUGGGUAACUAGAAAAUCGCCGCCACCUCCGCUAAUUUGCUACUAG
Erythranthe guttata (spotted monkey flower) is the source of this 504-nucleotide messenger RNA. The record is from RefSeq and is a predicted model, not a curated record. NCBI's taxonomy places the organism in Eukaryota, Viridiplantae, Streptophyta, Magnoliopsida, Lamiales, Phrymaceae.